Messenger RNA from Solea senegalensis (Senegalese sole), 2377 nucleotides. Its product is annotated as vacuolar protein sorting-associated protein 26B-like. Gene Ontology annotation, cellular component: retromer complex; endosome. The record is from RefSeq and is a predicted model, not a curated record. Lineage: Eukaryota; Metazoa; Chordata; Actinopteri; Pleuronectiformes; Soleidae. The transcript is spliced from 6 exons. The coding region runs from base 472 to 1473 and encodes 333 amino acids. Gene Ontology annotation, biological process: intracellular protein transport; retrograde transport, endosome to Golgi.
UAGUCGCGUGGGUGCAGGUGGCGCACUUCCUGUUCGUUUGACAACAUUAUUCGUACGGCUGUUUUUCUUGUGUCAGAGGAAACAAACAUGUCGUUUACGUCAUCCUCGCUGUGAUGACUUCGCUGUGACGUCAUCAGGAGGAAACGCAGAAACGGCUUGACUGCGCGCGGACGCGUUUCUGUGCGUGACUUGGCUUCACCCGUGGAAAUGAGCGCUGACAUGUAGCUAACGUGGAGUUAUUCUCCUGUGGAACGUUCUCGUCUCUUUCAGGUCGGGGUUUAGGGUCCUUCUCUUUCAGGUCAGGGUUUAGGGUCCUUCGGUUUGCUGUUCGUGCGUUUCCGGUCUUUUGUCGCGCGCCUGUUGUCUACUUUUAGGCGUUAGCAAGGUUGCGUUAGCGGGGUUGCUAACCAACCACGCACACACAAACGGAGCUUUCGCAGUAGCAGCAGCGCAGACCGUCGUGACGUCACAAUGAGUUUCUUCAGUUUCGGACAGAGCGCAGAAAUCGACGUGGUGCUGAACGACGCGGAGACGAGGAAGAAAGCGGAACACAAGAGCGAGGACGGGAAGAAGGACAAAUACUUUCUGUUCUACGACGGAGAAACUGUCAGUGGGAAAGUGAAUGUGACCCUGAAGAAUCCCGGGAAGAGGCUCGAGCACCAAGGCAUCAAGAUCGAGUUUGUGGGACAAAUAGAGCUGUAUUACGACAGAGGAAACCAUCACGAGUUUGUCUCUCUGGUCAAAGAUCUUGCGAGACCUGGUGAAAUAACUCAGUCACAGACGUUCGACUUUGAGUUCACUCACGUGGAGAAACCGUACGAGUCGUACACGGGACAGAAUGUCAAGCUACGAUAUUUCCUCCGUGCGACAGUCGUCAGACGACUCAAUGACAUCAGUAAAGAGCUGGACAUCGUUGUCCACACACUGAGCACGUACCCCGAACUCAACUCCUCCAUCAAAAUGGAAGUCGGAAUCGAGGACUGUCUCCACAUCGAGUUCGAGUACAACAAGUCCAAGUACCAUUUGAAAGAUGUCAUUGUCGGAAAAAUCUAUUUCUUGCUGGUGAGGAUUAAGAUCAAACACAUGGAGAUCGACAUCAUCAAACGUGAAACGACAGGCACCGGACCCAGUGUUUACCACGAAAACGACACCAUCGCCAAGUAUGAGAUCAUGGACGGCGCUCCGGUCAGAGGUGAAUCCAUUCCCAUCCGGUUAUUCCUGGCCGGUUAUGAUCUGACUCCGACGAUGCGAGACAUCAACAAGAAGUUCUCAGUGCGAUACUACCUGAACCUGGUGCUGAUCGACGAGGAGGAGAGACGCUACUUCAAACAGCAGGAAAUCACGCUGUGGAGAAAAGGCGACGUGGUGAGGAAGAGCAUGUCGCACCAGGCCGCCAUCGCCUCCCAGAGGUUCGAGGGCUCGGCAGCGUCAGAGAGCGCACUGGAACAAGCCGCGAAGGAGGAGAGCGGAUAGAGACGCCGUUGUCGCCGCCACCGCCCACCACCAGUCCACGUCUGCGACAAAUUAGCCCGACAACUGAUCAACAACUCGUCAACAAGCAGCAGGAAGAAGGGAGAGUGACGACACACAGUAUGUGACCGUUUCUUUUUCCAUGAGGGAUUUCAAACGGCUGCUGGUCUUCACUUUCCUCAUUCAUUCAUUCAUUAUUUUUUUCUGUACGGGAAUCAAAUUAAUCACCUGUCACGAUAUUCACUGUGUAAAAAAAAUCCCUGUAUUUUUUAAGAUUUCUUGUUUGUUACGGUCUUUAAGCUCGUUUGGGCGUAAAAUUCAUGCCUUCAUUAACGUGACGACAUUCCAUGUUUAACGUCUUCACAUUGUUUCGAAACAGGUCAAGAAAUCGGAGGUUAGUUUUUUGCACUGCUUCAUUUCGUCUGUUUGGGUUUGUGUCGUCGUGUGUUUCUAUAAAAAAAGAAAUGGAAGUGAAAACUGGAAUCUUUGUUUUUCCUUUUUGACCUUUUUAAGUAUUAUCUGACGCUAUUUUUUUGUUUUUUAAAAACCUGUAAAUAAGACCAGAGAAAUCCUGUUGCAGCUCGUGUACGUGGAUAAUAGAGCACACGGCGCCACACAGUGACCGUUCAUGUCCGUAUGCUUUACCUCAGCAUUCCAGUGGUGAGUGUUAGGAACGCGUGUCAAAAAAGUCUAAUAGUAUGAACUUAAUCUUCUUUAGAGACUUGAAAUUUGUGCCUCAGUGUUUCAAGCUAAUGAAAUCCUCCUGCCUCUAACAUAACUUUAGUCUUUUAACCAGAGAAAAAUGACUACAACUAUCUAUCUUUUGAAAAAUGCUAAUUACUAAACCCUCCCUUCCCCCUUGUUCCCCUGAAAGUCAAAUAAAUGAUGCCAAAUGAAAAACUAAAAA